AAGUGAGAGGGAACGCGCGGAGAGAGUUGUGUAAUCUGUCCAUUUUGUGUCUCCUGUCUCUCCACUCUUUCUCUCUCUGUUUUUCCCGUGGCCCCCUGGCUGCCAGGCGUCACACCAAGGACCCACAAAAAGGUGUCGAGUGAACAGUGUAAACUGAAAGAGGAAAAAAACGGAACCCUUCCCACAUUGCAGAAAUCACGGGGAGUGACUGUGACAGAGGGAAGGGGACAGAAAGCUUGAUAGCAGAGGAAACCCGCACAUAACUCCAUCACAUGUCUUUCAGGACUGGGACGGAUUGCUAAACUGGAGUUCUAAUCAUUAUCCGUGGGUCAGACGUUUGCGGGAGACUCUUGGAGCAUGCAGCGCGGUUCAUUUUUCAGGCUCUAUGUGCUGUGGGUCUUUGUGGUGGUUACGACCUCCAUGACCAAGGCUGCCAAGAGGAAGGUGGCAAGUCGAAUUUCCAGACAGACGUUUGAGGCGGACCCUGUUGAGGGGGUGUGGUCUGUGUGGGGGGAGUGGUCAGAAUGCUCUCAAACUUGCAGCGUGGGCAUCUCACAGAGGAGCAGGAAGUGUUUAUCCCCUCCACAUCCCCAUACACCUCCUCUCUCCCUCUCCCCUCCUAACUGGGCAGGUUAUCUGCCCGGGGGUGUCCGGGGUCCUGUUAUCUCACCUGUGAAUUCUUACUACUCUCCUCGUUACCCGGGGCAACACCCAUCUUAUCACUCUCCAUCAGUCUCCAGCAGCAAUAACCCAGGAUUGUCUUUGUAUCAGAAUAUUCCUGCUGGAGGAGAAGGGCCUCCUAUUCCUGGACAAACCAAUCGAGCACCUUCUUUUUACCAUCCACAAGUCUCCCCACCCAAUCAGGACCCUGUGACCGCACACCGACCUCCAUACCACACACACCUGCAAGGCUACAACCAGCCGGGGCGGGUCAUUAGAAGGCCAACGAAUCCAGGAACAACGAGAGCAGGAGGAGGUGGGAGCAUACGCUCUGUCUCCUCCGGUCGGGAAGGUUUGCCAUUGAGAAGGUCCUCCAGUAUCCGUCCAGGUCAGUUUGGAUAUGGAAAGGUUCCCUUCUCUCUACCUUUGCAUCGUCCCAACCGACAGGCUCGCCACACUGUUAACAGCACUGAUGAUGCGCUCGUGUCAGGUGUAGCUGAAGAAAACACAAUGAACAGCAGAACAGAGGAAGAAGAGAGAGAGGAGAGGACAGAGGAGAUCAGCGAGGCACCUGCUGCUGAGGAGGGACCAACAUCAACUACCACUGUCAGCCCACACCGACAUGUAAACCGACCGCCACACACCCACACAGAUCAUGGGUUGAGCAGAGUCCCCCCCAGACACCCCUUCUCUCGCACUUCAUUGCCAUCUGUUUUCAGUAAUCACCAAAGAUUUGAUUGGAACUCCGUCACCGCUCCACCUCCUCCAGUACCUUCCUUUUCACGCCCACGCUCCCCUGGAGGUGCUUCACCUUUUUCCUCUGCUCUCCAUCGCCCCAGCCCUGUGCACAGAGACAGGGAACACCAUCCGGGCUUCAGUUCUCAGGCCCCGCCCGCAGGCAACAUCUACCCCUUACAGAACCGGCAUCCAUCGCACCUGGGAGGCGAGUCAAGCAGGCAUGGAGGCGGAGAAGCUUCUCAGGUGUACAAAUGCUCUGGAGCUGAGAAGGAGUACCGCAGGUGCUUCUCACAGGUGUGUGGAGGAGGUGCGUUGGACUCCAGAGCGGAGCAGUGUGCGGCCUUUAACACUCAGGAGUUCAUGGGUCGCCUCUACAACUGGGAGCCUUUCACUGAAGUUGGUGCAGACAAGCAGUGUGAGCUGACCUGCAGGCCUGCUGGGUAUCGGUUCUACGUUCGUCAGGCAGAGCGCGUCAGAGACGGGACGCCCUGCUUCAGCAUUAACACCAAUGAUGUGUGUGUAGAAGGACGAUGUCUGACUGAGGGAUGUGACGGGGUGCUGGGCUCCAGUGCUGUGAUUGACAAGUGUGGAGUGUGUGGUGGCCGUGACACCUCCUGUCGAAAAGUGACAGGAAGCUUCCAAAAUGUCACAGUUCCCCUUGGCUACCACAAAAUCCUGGACAUCCCACCUGGAGCCACAUUCAUUAACAUCACGGAGAGACAAGCAAGCCCUAACUACCUGGCCAUGAGGAGCGGAACAGGGGUGUCGGUGGUGAAUGGGCGCUGGGCUGUGGACCCUCCAGGGGAGUACCAGGCGGGGGGGACCACUUUCACCUACACCCGACCUAGAGCCCAGUCAGAAGGAGAGGAAGAGAAAGGCGAGUCCCUGAGGGCACGAGGACCCACCACAACACAGCUGCAGCUAUAUAUAAUUUUCCACAAGGCAAAUCCAGGCAUCGACUAUGAAUUCUAUAUCCCUGUGGAGAAGAAGGAGGGAGAGAGGGAAACACUAAUGGAGAGGGAGGUUCCUAGAGAGGCACCCAGGGAGAGACUAAGAGAGCGAGAGCCGGCGAGGGCACCCUUUCGCGGUCCCCUCACUGUGUCAGUAGAAGAUCCUCCUCCCGCUGCUCCUCCUGUUUCAGUCCCUUCUUUCCCCUCCUCUUCCUCCUCCUCUGUGUUCUCUCCCCCAUCUACCGACCGAUGGACACCUGAGAGGACACGCCCACGAGGAUCAGCACCCAACAGGAAUGCUCGGAUCCCCCCUCGUACUGACCUGCCUCCGGACACACAGUCACCAUUUGUGUGGAGGAGAGGAGGCCUCAGAGAAUGCUCUGCUUCAUGUGGAAAAGGUUUUCAGCACAGAGUCAUUUUGUGUAUAAAUCGGCACACAGACGAAGAAGUCCCCGAAAGGAAGUGCGACUCUGCAGCUAAACCUGUUCCUGAAGAAGAGCCUUGUAACACAAAACCCUGUCCACCAUUCUGGGAGGCCAGUGCAUGGUCAGAGUGCAGUGUGUCCUGUGGGCAGGGUGUACAGCAAAGACAGCUCCAGUGCAGACAGAGCUUUGGAAACCAGUCAACCAUGGUCCACCCUCAGCACUGUGCCAACCUCACUCCACCAGAGUCUACGCAGGCCUGCCAGCUCCGUCUCUGCUCCCACUGGGAGGUCAAGUCUGACUGGACCACAUGCUCAGUGGACUGUGGAGUGGGGAGAAGGACUCGGAGUGUGCGUUGUGUAAGCGAUCAAGGCAGUAUAGUGAAUGAUAACGAAUGCAACUCUGGGCUCCGCCCACAAGGAAGUGAGGAGUGCAACAUGGGUCCCUGUGUGACCAACUGGUACUUCAAUGACUGGUCCAAAACUUGUUCAGCGCAGUGUGGCCCCGGGGUGCAGAAGAGAGAAGUGGUGUGUCUCACCAAAGGAGGGGUCAGAGAAGGUGGAGGAGGAGGAGGGGACUGCGUCGCAGAAAGACCAGCAGAGAUGAAGGCCUGUAACAAGGGUCCUUGUGUGCCGACAGCCAUGUGGUACAGCAGCCCCUGGACACCGUGUAAUGUGCCAUGUGGGGAUGGAUCCCAACGACGAGACAUCAUUUGUGUCGAGAAGAUGGAGAAUGACUUUACCAUUGUUCCAGCCACUAAGUGUGGUCAUCUAGAGAAGCCUGCUGUAGUCCAGGAGUGUGAUAUGGGAGAGUGUCAGCCACAGUGGUUCACAACCGAGUGGAGCGCGUGUUCACGCUCCUGUGGGAAAGGCUUACAGAUGAGGGAGGUUCGAUGUCUAACACCAGACAAAAAGCACAGCCAAGCCUGCGAUGCCAGUACCAAACCUGAACACGAGCAAGUCUGCAACAUAGUACCCUGCGGCCUACAAAUCACAGAUAAAAACUGCCGGGACAGACGUGAUAACUGUUUAAUGGUAGCGCAGGCUAGAAUGUGCGUCUACUCCUUCUACAAAACUGCCUGCUGUGCUUCCUGUGCCCAGAGUGCUCAGCGCGCCAAGAGGCACUGAACAGCCAAUCACAAGCAACCGCAGAGCUCAAAGCAGUCGAAGAAUAGGUCAACGUGACUAAUCACCCCUGAAAGGAUGAGUCUGUAGGAAUGGAGAGCCCAGACUUGACAUGGCAUUCACAUAACAUUUAACUUCUUUUUUUUCCUGACUCUUCAGGUAAAACACUGUGAAAACAGCUGAUUUUUUCUACCAGUAAGCAGAACUGAUUUAAUCUUCUCGAGCCACAUCUACAACAAAGCUUGCUUCAUUUUUCUUAGUGCAUUUCCAUGUGCAUUGUCUUUUCUUUCAUUUACACUCUUGGAGGCUCAUUUCUGUUGCUUUUAGGUUGUAAUGGAAGGUGCUCACUGAGGACACGGCUGUGUUUCAGCAGCAAAUUGUGCCCUCCUAAUCUACAAGAUCUUAAAGCAGAUGCAUUUAGACAUGCAUAGCACUACUUAUGUGUAAAACAAAUCAUUACCAUAUGUGCCAGAUGAACUGUGUAUACCGUAGUGCUGCAGUAUGUAUGGUGAAGAUCUACUGGAAUAGAUCUGUGCACAAGUCCUCUCACUGAGCAGCAGUGACAACCCCCCAGCCAAGCAAGAAGGAUUUAUUUACAUGUCUGAUUGCCAAAAAAUAUUUCCACAAGUGUCUUUAUUUAGUAUUUGGACAGAUGAACCAAAGGGGUAGGAUUACCUUGGUAGAAUGUGACCAAAUAUAAGUGGAUGCAGGGACAGAGAUGAGACUCUUCCCAAACAAGAAAGCACGGACUGAGUGUGUAUUUAAUUCACAUGUAGGUCUUUUUUUAACUCUUUCUUUCAGUCCUUUUUUAGUCAAGCUGAUAACAGCCUUACACACUUUGUGUCCUUAUGGUGUCCUACCAUGAAACUUGCUAGUUUAAAUUUUUUUUAAAUGACUCACUACUAAAAGAUGAAGUCAUUUUUAUUAAACAUCUGUGCUGUGCUUUUAGCCAGAAUUCCUCAGGAGCCAUAGGGGAUAUGUUUGGGGCUUUUGCCAAGGUCUUGUUUGGUGAUUAAUGUAGUCAAUAUAGAUGCUUUAAAAAGGAGCCACUGGGUUUAUUAUAAAGCUAGGUGUCCGUGUUUUCAAUAGUUACACAGUGAAACUCUUUGGCACUAAAGAAUAAGCAAAUAUUGAACAACAGGUUGUGGUUACACUGAACACACUUAAUGUCAAUAUCAUUUCAGUGGCACUUUUGUUCUUUUUGUGGGAUUAGCAUAAUAUGGUGUUCUACCUGAACAACUUCUGACUGAUUUGUGAUCCAUCUUAGCUGUGCAUUGGAAUGAAAAACAUCUGCAUGUCAUCACCUUCUUGGGUGUGGAUGUUGAAUCUGUCUCCUGAAACUAGAUGAUGUCAGAAUUAAGAAACCUCAAUGAGACUGAGGAAAUUGCUUUCUUUCUUGCAGUAGUUAUUAACUUUAGCUAUGAUGUGGAUCAAAAGCAAGUCAUUCUGCAUUGACCUUAAGAUUAAAUAUUUUGCAUUUUGAAGCGUCAGCUUCUGGACGUGUAAGUCAGUACUGUUGGAAGCUCUUUCUCUUUGCCUUUGCUUCCUACACCUACCACACAUGUAUUCACAUCCAGUCAAACGUGAGGAAUCUGUAUAUUUGUCAAAUAUGUUUUAAUAUGUAAAGUUUCUUUGAAUAUAGUUGCUCUCAUAUUUUAUAAGUGAGUGGUGUUAUCAGAAGUGUUGUUGUAGACUACAUGUAUUCACAUCUGUCAUAUACAGUAAAUGUUGAAUUGGUGAUGUUAUUGUGUGCUUGAAUUAUGAAUGUUUCUGUGUGUAUGAUUUUUCCUGAUUUGCAACUGUGGUUUUGAAUGUUUUAUUCUCGCCUCUAAUCCCUUGUAGAAUAUAUCCCAUUUUACACAUGCACACACACACACACACACACACAC
Molecule: messenger RNA, 5783 nt
Organism: Melanotaenia boesemani (Boeseman's rainbowfish)
Lineage: Eukaryota; Metazoa; Chordata; Actinopteri; Atheriniformes; Melanotaeniidae
Gene: adamtsl4
Product: ADAMTS-like 4
Exons: 17
Coding region: 358-3897 (1179 amino acids)
Biological process (GO): extracellular matrix organization
Cellular component (GO): extracellular matrix
Molecular function (GO): metalloendopeptidase activity
Source: RefSeq, a predicted model, not a curated record